AUGUUAUCUGCCUCUAGCUCUGCCAACUCAAAUUUGAACCCGGACUUUCCAUUGACAUUGCCACUGCCAUCGAUCUUCCAGAAUAGUGCCGGAGCUAUGAAUCCAUCACUUCUAUUCAACCCACCAACGACUCUGACUCCCUCGUUCCUGCUGCCCUCGAACCCUUCGAUGAUGCAACACAACUUUGGACAGGAUAUCCAGCAAAAUUACAUGGACAUGCCCAACAUGGUGGACCAAUUCCAGAUGGGCCACCACCAAGGCGGCCACGGCGCCACCCACCACUACUCGCCCGCCAUCCAAUACCCAUACCUCUAUCUGCAGCACUCGGCCGCACAGCACGUCCAGCAGCAACAGCAGCAGAACCAUGUGCAUCCACACAUGCAACAGACAUCGGCCUCGCCAUCCACACCAACCAAGUCGGUCAAGAGAAAGCACUCGACCACUUCGUCGGACAAGAAGUCCAGCGACCCCUUGUCACCAAACACAGUGCCCAAGUGCACACGCUGCAAUGAGACGGCCUCGUGGAGACACGACAAGAGAAGAUGGUGGUGCAAGGAGUGCAAGAAGGCCUUCACACCAGGCAUCUCCAAGCAGCAGAAUACCAACGCCUCAUCGCCAUCUGCGCAGGUGCCCCAGCUUCAGGCUGGUGGUUGGGAACAGACCCAGCCCAACAGCUCGCAGAACACACCACCCUCGGUGCCACAGAACCCCAACAUGGUGACUCCCGUCAGCUGCAACUGCCCCAACUGCGGCGCCAUGGCCUGCUGGAAACACGACAAGAAGCGCUGGUACUGUAGAGACUGCAAGAAGCCGUUCACUCCACCAGGAGACGUGCCCACAUCGCCCAAGUCCAGCAAAAAGUCUAGCAAGGCCAAGAAGGCCUCGCCAUCCCUACAGCAACCCCAGGUCAUGAUGACCACGGCCUCACCAUCACAGUCACAGAUCGUGCCCAACCCACUAGGCACCCUGCCGCCAUUCCACCAACAGAUGCAAUUCCCAUCGCUGCCACCUCUGAUGAACAAUCAGAAGGAGCUGACCAUGCCAAACACCAUGCGCACUCAGUCGUCGGGCACACCCCCAUCAAUCCCAUCGCCAUCAUCCAUCAUCAAUGUGCCCAAUGGUGUCAAUCAGGGACAGUCAUCGCCAAGCAAGAAGCAGUCACAGGGCUCCAAGAAGAAGGAUGACAAGGUGCCCAAUGGCGACGGUCUCCAGGUGUUGGUCAGCGUGGACAACACCCUAGCAGACCUUGGACGUGGACAAAUAAUGGGAGACAUAUCUGACUAUUCUAAGAUGAGCAUGGGCAGCAGCAAGUUCCUGCCAGACCUCAACAGAUUCCUUCCAUCAUAA
This is a messenger RNA of Acytostelium subglobosum LB1, 1347 nucleotides long. RefSeq lists its product as hypothetical. The record is from RefSeq and is a predicted model, not a curated record. NCBI's taxonomy places the organism in Eukaryota, Evosea, Eumycetozoa, Acytosteliales, Acytosteliaceae. The transcript has a single exon. The coding region runs from base 1 to 1347 and encodes 448 amino acids.